Messenger RNA from Rubroshorea leprosula, 2180 nucleotides. The record is from the annotation of a GenBank genome assembly. Lineage: Eukaryota; Viridiplantae; Streptophyta; Magnoliopsida; Malvales; Dipterocarpaceae.
ACUAUCGAAAAAUUUAGAGGCUGCUAUAUUGGGCCCACCACCAAGUUCAAAGGCUUCAAUCAUAGUUGAUGCAAUCCAACGGCUUAUGAAACGUGGGCCAUCAUGCUCUUAAGGCGUGCUGCUUGAAUGUUAUUGCGGUUGUUAUCAACUCCUCGUUUUUAGAUGAGACUUCAGAACCAGAAGUGGGAAGCAGAAAUCAAGCUCCAUAGUUUUGGUACCAUCAAGAUCAAGAACAGUUUGGAACGUUGUUCAGAAUUUGCUUCAGAUAAGUUAUGACUUUUGUGGAUGAAACAAGCAAUUCUUGAUCUGGGUUUUUGGUGGGAGGAGGAAGAAGAGAAUGUUAUCGGUUAUUUAUUAGAACUAACCAAGUAGAAUCCUUUUUAUUAUAAAUUCAAUGGAGUCACCAACAGGUCAGCCUCAGCUGCCAAGUGUUCCCGCACACACGAAGAAGAUGACCAAACAGUUAACAGGAAAACGGGGAGACACGCCUUUGCAUUCUGCAGCAAGAGCAGGGAAUCUUGCUGUGGUGAGAGAAAUCCUUACUGGCACUGAGGAGAAGGAACUGAAGGAACUGUUAGCUAAACAGAACCAGUCUGGGGAGACAGCCCUUUAUGUUGCAGCUGAAUAUGGUUAUGUUGAUUUGGUUAGGGAGAUGAUAAACUACUAUGAUCUUGCUGAUGCUGAGAUAAAAGCCAGAAAUGGCUUUGAUGCAUUUCACAUUGCUGCUAAACAAGGGGAUUUAGAGGUAUUGCAAGUGCUACUGGAGGUCCAGCCGGAAUUGGCUAUGACUGUUGAUCUAUCAAACACUACAGCUUUGCAUACUGCUGCAACACAAGGGCACAUGGAGGUCGUCAAGUUUCUUCUUGAGGCUGGCAGCAACCUGGCUACAAUAGCUAGGAGUAAUGGGAAAACAGCUCUGCAUUCUGCAGCAAGAAAUGGGCAUGUGGAGGUUGUGAGGGCAAUCUUAACUAGGGAACCUGGAAUUGCACGUAGAACUGAUAAGAAGGGGCAGACAGCAGUUCACAUGGCAGCAAAGGGGCAGAAUCUUGAGGUAGUGAAGGAGUUGAUUAGGUUCGAUCCUUCAUCAAUAAACAUGGUUGACAACAAGGGAAACACAGCCUUGCAUAUAGCAACUCGGAAGGGCAGAGCUCAGAUUGUUAACUUGCUACUGGCAAACAAUGAAACCGACACACUAGUUGUUAACAGGACUGGAGAAACUGCUCUUGACACUGCAGAGAAAAUGGGACAUCCUGAAAUUGGGACCAUCUUGCAGCAGCAUGGGGUUCAAAGUGCUAAAACCAUCAAGCCUCAAACACCAAAUCCAGCUCGUGAGUUAAAACAAACUGUGAGUGACAUAAAGCAUGAAGUGCACUAUCAGCUAGAACAUACCCGACAAACUAGAAAGCAAGUGAAAGGCAUUGCCCAUAGACUCCACAAAAUGCAUGCUGAAGGUCUUAACAAUGCUAUCAACUCAACUACUGUUGUUGCUGUUCUAAUUGCCACAGUUGCAUUUGCUGCCAUUUUCACAGUCCCUGGACAAUAUGUUGAUGACCCUGAUAAAAUUCCUCCUGGGUUCUCUCGUGGGGAAGCAAAUAUAGCUCCUAAACUUCCAUUUAUAAUCUUCUUUAUCUUUGAUUCCAUAUCACUCUUCAUCUCUCUGGCUGUUGUGGUGGUUCAAACCUCAGUUGUAGUCAUUGAGAGCAAGGCAAAGAAGCAGAUGAUGGCAAUCAUCAACAAACUGAUGUGGUUGGCUUGUGCACUCAUUUCUGUGGCAUUUUUGGCUCUGUCAUUUGUUGUGGUUGGCGAGAAGGAAAUGUGGCUUGCAAUUGGAGUAACAAUCAUUGGAACAAGUAUAAUGGUUCCCACAGUGGGCACCAUGUGUUAUUGGGUGAUCAAGCACCGGAUUGAAGCCUCAAAUAUGAGAAGCAUAAGAAGAUCCUCUCAGAACAGCAGAUCGCUCUCCUGGUCACGGUCAGUGAUAUCAGAUUCUGAGAUCCUAAACAAUGAGUACAAGAUGUAUGCAAUUUAAGAUUUCUCCAUGACAAAUCCUCAUCUGUUUAGCACAUGGCACAAUAGAAGUCUGUAACCCUGGAGAAGCAAACUUCAAAAAUGUAUAUUUCAAGUUGACCUUAGUUUACUCUUAGAAAGAUUUUGUUUACCAAAAAAGUGCCUAGUUCAUG